GUGAGAGCAGGCUGGGCUUACACACAAAAAGCGCCUGCGCGUUUCCAGAAAAGCUAAGCUGCACAGACAGACAGAGGGAGAGGAAAAUAACAAACAGGGUUCUUUGUCUCAUCGUUGCGAGUGUUUCUCACCCAGAGAGAGCUCAGAUACUGUGGGAUCAGCUUACUGGCAGAGUGCACAUCGACUUCAGUGGAAACGUGGCCCCUUUUUCUCCCCCAGAGUAGCAGAAUACUUUACAACAGUAACCAGCGAGGAGUCUGUCUCUUUACCUCGGUAUCUCAGCUGUCCUUUGUAUACAAACAGUCUCCAGCUCGGGAUUGCAGACACACAUACACAUAUGUACAUACUGCAGUCUACCAUGGAGACAAAGAGGGCUCUGAGAAACGCCAGCCAACUCUGAUCACUCAGGAGAAGCAGAUCGACCCGUUAUUACAAAAAAAAAUGUACGAAAAGGCAUCGGCGGAGACAGAGAAACAGCCCCUGGACAUGGCAGGAGAGAGGGAUGCUUUCUGGUCUGACUGCCCAGAGAUCUGCCCUGCUCCAUCCAAUCCCUAAUCGGAACCUCCCUGGCGUGGCUGAGAACUGGGAGAGAGGAAUUCAGAUAAACCAGAGCACCAAAUAAUUUCAGCAAAUCAAAACAAAAGAAAUAUUGAGAGGAGAGGCGAUGGAGAGUGUGGGGAAAUUCGAAUUCAACCGGCAGGAUCUGAUCGGGCAUGGGGCUUUCGCUGUAGUUUUCAAAGGCCGUUACAUCGAGAAACACGAUUGGGAAGUUGCCAUUAAAUGUAUCAACAAGAAAAACCUAGCAAAGUCACAAACCCUUCUGGGAAAAGAAAUUAAAAUAUUGAAGGAACUGAAACAUGACAAUAUUGUGGCGUUGUAUGACUUUCAGGGGGUGGUAAUUAGGAUCAACAGAGGAACUACGAAGAGCAGAGGAAAAUGACCUAUACAGUUUAUACAAAACGAACGGGGACUGAAUGAGCACAGUCCACAGAUUUCUCAGCAACAAACCCAAACAAGCAGAUAAAACACGUUCAGCAACCCUAGCCAC
Messenger RNA from Chiloscyllium plagiosum (whitespotted bambooshark), 1048 nucleotides. The record is from RefSeq and is a predicted model, not a curated record. NCBI's taxonomy places the organism in Eukaryota, Metazoa, Chordata, Chondrichthyes, Orectolobiformes, Hemiscylliidae.